This is a messenger RNA of Leucoraja erinaceus (little skate), 4253 nucleotides long. Its product is annotated as zinc finger protein 391-like. The coding region runs from base 140 to 1534 and encodes 464 amino acids. NCBI's taxonomy places the organism in Eukaryota, Metazoa, Chordata, Chondrichthyes, Rajiformes, Rajidae. Gene Ontology annotation, biological process: negative regulation of transcription by RNA polymerase II. Gene Ontology annotation, molecular function: DNA-binding transcription repressor activity, RNA polymerase II-specific. The record is from RefSeq and is a predicted model, not a curated record. The transcript has 2 exons.
GUGACUCUAUGUGUUCCCCUCCUGCAGGAUUUAGGAGCUGUCGACGGAGAUGUAAGCGGCCAUUGAGGUGCCGGUGAGCCCCCCAUCUGCCCGGUGUGCGGGCUGAGCUUCGAGGGGCUGAGCUUCGCUGGAGUACCACAUGGCGGGGCACAACAAGAAGAAGCGUUAUGAGUGUGACGUGUGUGGCAUGGCCUGCCCGUGCCCGAGCAAGCUGGAGACCCACCAGCGGAUGCACACGGGAGAACGCCCCUUCGACUGCUCAGAGUGUGAAAAGAGUUUCAAGACGGCCAAUGUCCUGGCGGGCCACCGGCGGGUUCACACGGGCGAGAAGCCCUAUGACUGCUCCACCUGCGGCAAGAGCUUUACCGGGUUGUCGGGGCUGUGCCAGCACCGGCAGGUGCACAGCAGUGAGCGGCCCUUCACCUGCUCCGACUGCGGCAAAGGCUUCAAGUCGUCCAAGGACCUGAAGGAGCACAGGCGCCUGCACACCGGGGAGCGGCCCUACACCUGCAGCGAGUGCGGCAAGGGCUUUACCCACUCCAGCAACCUGCUGGUGCACCAGCGCACCCACACCGGCGAGCGCCCCUACACCUGUGCCCAGUGCGGCAAGGGCUUUGCCCGCUCCAGCAGCCUGCUGGAACACCAGCGCACCCACACCGGCGAGCGCCCCUACACCUGUGCCCACUGCGGCAGGGGCUUUACCCACUCCAAGAGCCUGCUGACGCACCAGCGCACCCACACCGGCGAGCGCCCCUACACCUGUGCCCAGUGCGGCAAGGGCUUCACCCGCUCCAGCCACCUGCUGAUGCACCAGCGCACCCACACCGGCGAGCGCCCCCACACCUGUGCCCAGUGCGGCAAGGGCUUCACCCGCUCCAGCCACCUGCUGAUGCACCAGCGCACACACACCGGCGAGCGCCCCUACACCUGUGCCCAGUGCGGCAAGGGCUUCACCCGCUCCAGCAGCCUGCUGGAGCACCAGCGCACCCACACCGGCGAGCGCCCCUACACCUGUGCCCACUGCGGCAAGGGCUUCACCCACUCCAAGCAGCCUGCUGACGCACCAGCGCACCCACACCGGCGAGCGCCCCUACACCUGUGCCCAGUGCGGCAAGGGCUUCACCAGCUCCAGCAGCCUGCUGAAGCACCAGCACUCCCACACCGGCGAGCGCCCCUACACCUGUGUCCAGUGCGGCAAGGGCUUCACCCAAUCCAGCACCCUGCUGGUGCACCAGCACACCCACACCGGCGAGCGCCCCUACAUUUGUACCCAGUGUGGCAAGGGCUUCACUCAGUCCAGCACCCUGCUGGAGCACCAGCGCACCCACACCGGCGAGUGUCCCUAAACCUGCGCCCAGUGCGGCAAGGGCUUCUCCAACUCCUCCAGGCUGCUGUCCCACGAGCGGGUGCACGCCGGCGACAGUCCCGUCCCCAGCCCGGUGUGUGGAGAGCGCUUUGCCAUGGCCUCGCACGCCCUGUCUCACCAGCAUGUGCACACCAGUGGCCCGCCCUACGACUGCCCGUACUGUGGUGAGGCGUUUGACAGCUCGCGGGGGUUGAGGCAGCACCGGCGGGCCCACGUCGGCGAGCAGCUGCUCCCACUGUGACAAGAGAGCAUGGGGGCUGCGGGAGCACCAGCGGAUACACACCGGAGAGAGGUUUCACCCGCAUGUCCAGCCUGUGGCAGCACCGGCGUACCCACAGCGGUGAGCGUCCCUUCCCCUGCCCGUCCUGUGGUAAGGGCUUCACCCGCCUUGACCACCUGCUGGAGCACCGGCGAGUCCACACCGGCCAGCGCCCCUUCACCUGCCCGCUCUGUGGCAAGGCCUUUGCCCGCUCCUCCAGCCUGCUGGCACACUAUGCCAUGGAUAGAUAGGCGCUGUUUAGGUAGAGACAAAAUGCUGGAAGGAAUGGGUAACGUUUCUGGUCGAGACCCUCCUCAGUCCCGACCCGAAAUGUCACCCAGUCCUCUCCAGAGAUGCUGCCUGACCCGCUGAGUUAUUCCAGCAUUUUGUGUCCUUUUUUUAAACCAGCAUCUGCAGUUCCUUGUUUUUAAACCAUUCUGGUUAACCAUCUCUGCACCUUCCCCAAAGCCUCCACAUCAGUCCUGUAAUGGAGUGACCAGAACUGUAUGCAAUACCCCAAAUGCUACCUGACCAAUGUCCUUUAAAGCUGCACAUAUACAUACCUCUCUCCUUAUCUCACAUCCUUUUAUCUCCUUAUUUUCCCUCGCCUCUGUCACUUACUUAACUCAUCUGCCGAUCACCCCCUCAUCUGUUAACAUAGUGUCAGUCUGAAGAAGGUUCCUGACCCAAAAUGUCACCUAUCCAUGUUCCCCACAGAUGCUGCCUGACCCGCUGAGUUACUGCAGCACUUCAUGAGAGUCAUAGAGUGAUACAGUGUGGAAACCGGACCUUCAGCCCACAUUGCCCAAACCGACCAACAUGUCCCGGCUACACUAGUCCCACCUGCCUGCAUUUGGUCCAUAUCCCUCCAAACUUGUCUUAUCUAUGUACCUGUCUAUAACUGUUUCUUAAACAUUGGGAUAGUCCCAGCCACAACUACCUCCUCUGGCAGCUUGUUCCAUACACCCACCACCCUCUGUUGAAAAGUUACCCCUCAGAUUCCUGUUAAAUCUUUUCCCCUUCACCUUGAACCCAUGUCCUCUGGUCCUCAAUUCCCUCACUCUGGGCAAUAGAUUCUGUGCAUCUAACUAAAUUGUGUUCUGUGCAAGAUUCCAACAUCUGCAGUUUCUUGUGUCUCCCUCACCUAUAUCCACCUAUCACUUCUGAAGAAGUGUCUCAACCUGAAACAUCACCCAUUUCUUCUGUCUUCAUCUCGCUGGCGAAAGGCGUCAGGAUUAAUCUGGAGUCACCGCUUCCCCUAUUUUAAGUAUGUUUUAUUGUUUCUAGGUUUGUUUUACAUGGGAGGGGGGGGGGGGGGGGUUAAUUGGGGGAAACUUUUUUUCAGCCACUUGACGGAGAUGCGAUUUUUCUCCUUUGCCGAGUAUCGCCCGUGAGGAUCUCCAAUCUCGGGGCCUGUGGACUUUAACACCGUGAACCCCGCGGUCUCCGGUAAGAAGAGGCCGACUCGGGAGCUCCAUGCUGCGGAGUGUUCCAAUCCUUCCCGACGCCGGAGUUUCCGUCAUCCCGACGCGAGGGCUUCGGACAUCGGACCGUCGGCAGCGGCGACUGCGGAGGGUUCAACAGCCCCGACCACGGGUGAACAAACGAGGAAGGUGAUUGAACUUUAUUACCUUCCAUCACAGUGAGGAAUGUGGAUUCCACCGUGGUGGAUGUUUCUGUUACAUUUUUAUUUUAUGUGGCUGUGUGUCUUGUUGCUUUUUACUUAGUAUGGCUGUAUGGGAACUGAAAUAUCACUGUACCUUAAUUGGUGCAUGUGAAUGUAAAUGUGAACUGAACUAACUCGCUUGAAAACAUCCAGUGAAUUGGCCUCCACUGCCUUCUGUGGCAGGGAAUUCCACAGAUUCACAACUCUCUGGGUGAAAAUGGUUUUCCCCACCUCAAUCCUAAAUGACCUAGCCCUUAUUCUUCAACUGUGGCCCCUGGUUCUGAUAAUAUCCUAGUUAUAUAAUAUAGAUUAUAACGUAAGGUAUUUUAUUAAGUAAAGAUUAAUUUGAAUUAUUUGGGAUUUGGGUUCUGAAGCUUUGUAAUUCUGUGCUGUAGAUGAGCUGGGUGAUCAGGAAAUUGGAGGCCAGCAUUCAAACUGCAUCCAAGCUGCUUCCUGUUGUGCCCAAGCAAAAGAUAUUGACAAUGGUGGGAGAGGAUGUGUUUCCUGAGAAGGUGCUGGCUUCUGUCAACAGAAGCCUUGAGAGAGGAUGUGUUUCCUUUGGAGUUGGGUCUCUGUAAACAGGAACUUCUGUGGGUAAUUGAUAAAGAUCCUUACAUUGUUUAAGAAGGUACUGCAGACGAUAGACCUUUGACUAAGUUCCUGUUGUUUGGGGGUUUGUAACUAAAGUUUGUGAUCGAUAUAACCAUAGCAUGAGAAGUAUUGUAUUAGUGACAAGAAUGCUUUGAAUGGGUAUACUCUGUGAUUGAUGUGUUAGACGUCAUUGCUCCAACUCUGUAUAAACAUGUGACUACGUUUCCAAAAUACUAUAAAAAUAUGCUGUAUGUCUUUGUUCAUUAGAGUGAUGGCCCAGGAGGGUUAAGUGUGUGUUGCAUACUUGACUUUGUAUCCCCUGGCACUCUCGCCGGCUAAAUGAUCAGUAAAGCUUGUGUUGGUUGAUCUAA